This is a messenger RNA of Gekko japonicus, 1569 nucleotides long. It is a transcript of the gene TBX5, whose product is annotated as T-box 5. Gene Ontology annotation, molecular function: RNA polymerase II cis-regulatory region sequence-specific DNA binding; DNA-binding transcription factor activity, RNA polymerase II-specific. NCBI's taxonomy places the organism in Eukaryota, Metazoa, Chordata, Lepidosauria, Squamata, Gekkonidae. The coding region runs from base 1 to 1569 and encodes 522 amino acids. Gene Ontology annotation, cellular component: nucleus. Gene Ontology annotation, biological process: cardiac left ventricle formation; regulation of transcription by RNA polymerase II; pattern specification process. The transcript is spliced from 8 exons. The record is from RefSeq and is a predicted model, not a curated record.
AUGGCGGAUGCCGAGGAAGGCUUCGGGCUCCCAGCGACGCCAGUAGAAUCCGAGACGAAGGAGCUGGCCAGCGAGGGCAAGCCGGACAGUCAACUGGGGGCCAGCAGCAAGCAGCCCGCCUCGCCCCAGGCCGCCUUUGCCCAACAGGGCAUGGAGGGAAUCAAAGUGUUUUUGCACGAACGGGAAUUGUGGCUGAAAUUUCACGACGUGGGGACGGAAAUGAUCAUCACGAAAGCUGGAAGGCGUAUGUUUCCCAGCUACAAAGUGAAAGUCACAGGGCUCAACCCCAAAACCAAGUACAUUCUGCUGAUGGACAUUGUGCCCUCUGAUGACCACAGAUACAAAUUUGCAGAUAAUAAAUGGUCAGUAACUGGGAAAGCUGAACCAGCCAUGCCUGGAAGAUUAUAUGUCCAUCCGGACUCACCAGCAACCGGUGCCCACUGGAUGAGACAGCUGGUUUCCUUCCAAAAACUCAAGCUGACCAACAAUCAUCUUGACCCAUUUGGACAUAUCAUCCUCAACUCUAUGCACAAAUACCAGCCGCGGCUCCAUAUCGUCAAGGCGGACGAGAACAACGGCUUCGGCUCCAAAAACACGGCCUUCUGCACUCACGUCUUUCCGGAGACGGCUUUUAUCGCCGUGACCUCUUACCAGAAUCACAAGAUCACCCAGCUCAAGAUUGAAAACAACCCAUUUGCAAAAGGAUUCAGAGGCAGCGAUGACAUGGAGCUGCACAGAAUGUCAAGAAUGCAAAGCAAAGAGUAUCCAGUGGUUCCCAGGAGCACGGUCAGGCAGAAAGUGGCCUCCAACCACAGCCCUUUCAGUGGUGAGACCCGAGCUCUGUCUGCCUCUUCGAACAUCAGCUCUCAGUUCCAGUGUGAGAACGGUGUCUCCAGCACCUCCCAGGACCUGCUACCACCUGCCAACCCAUACCCCGUAUCCCAGGACCAUAGCCAGAUUUACCACUGCACCAAGAGAAAAGAUGAAGAAUGUUCUACCACAGAGCAUCCCUACAAGAAGCCUUACAUGGAAACGUCCCCUGCUGAAGACGAUUCUUUCUACCGUUCCAGCUACUCCCAGCAGCAGGGACUCAAUGCCAGCUCAUACAGGACUGAGUCAGCCCAGCGCCAAGCCUGUAUGUACGCCAGCUCUGCCCCACCCACAGAGGCCGUGCCCAGCCUGGAAGACAUCAGCUGCAACACAUGGCCUGCUGUGCCCUCCUACAGCAGCUGCACAGUGACUGCCAUGCAGCCGAUGGACAGACUCCCCUACCAGCAUUUCUCGGCCCAUUUUACCUCCGGCCCUUUGAUGCCCCGCCUCACCACUGUCGCUAAUCAUACCUCGCCGCAAAUUGGGGACACACAUGCCAUGUUUCAGCAUCAAACCUCUGUCCCUCACCAGCCUAUCGUUCGGCAGUGUGGACCUCAGGCGAGCAUCCAGUCUACUCCCAGCAGCCUCCAGCCCCCCGAGUUCCUCUAUUCCCACGGGGUGCCCCGGACCCUUUCCCCCCAUCAGUACCAUUCUGUGCACGGAGUGGGCAUGGUGCCAGAGUGGAGUGAGAACAGCUAA